Messenger RNA from Mollisia scopiformis, 1926 nucleotides. RefSeq lists its product as uncharacterized. Bases 1 to 1881 code for a protein of 626 amino acids. The record is from RefSeq and is a predicted model, not a curated record. NCBI's taxonomy places the organism in Eukaryota, Fungi, Ascomycota, Leotiomycetes, Helotiales, Mollisiaceae. The transcript has 5 exons.
AUGGCAGCCAGUCCUCCACCAUCGCCUCCACCGGUGACACUCCCGUCACUCCCUACUAUUGCGACACUCAAUGCCAAAAUCCGACUUGGCAUCAACACAAUUCCACGUCCACCACCCGGCCUCGGCCUAGAGACUACAGAGAAGUUUAAAGCUUUAGAAAGGGUUCAUGAAGCCUACCAGCGUUUGAAGCUUCAUGGCUUCACAAUCGAGCAACUUCAAGCAGCAGGAUGCUUUGGGAACCCGAACGAUAGACCAAUGAACCUUCCUAGGGUCGUUCAUCCAUUUUACGAACUUCAUCACUGGGACAUGCCAAAGAACUUUCUCGAAGACAUUGGCCAUGGAUUCCCAGGGAAAUGGGAUAUCAACGAUAAUCAGAUUGUCGCGGAUGCUAUGCUUCCAGUAUUACAUCUGGCAACCAUGAUCAUGACUCGUGUGAUGCCAUGGCCUUGGUUCGAUUCUCUAUAUCUGGGUGACUACCUUCCGGUUGCAGCAGCCGAUUGUCCUGAUGGAUGUCCAACAACAAGUCCAGUAUACUCUGUUCAUUCCUUCCAUCUCCGGAAAAACCAGCGGGUCAUCUCAGCAGAGGAGGCUGCUAAGAUUCUCCAAACCCAACACAUUCCAGCCUUUGUUAACGCGAAUAUCGGCAUUCGUAUCAUAUCUAGGGUUGCUUACAUCGCAAACAGCACGAGCCAAACGCUUGCUUUUGGAUGGUGGCAAGGUUUCGAGCUGCAUAACCCUCCACCAGAAAACCCUAGGAAAUGGGGAUCGGGAUUCUUGACUCUUUCUGCAGAGGCUUGUUUGCCGUUAUUGCGGCAGGACCUUACCGUCUCAGAGCGCCUCGCACAACAAUUCAACGUCGCUAAGACUAUCUGUCAUGAAACAAUGCACGCUUUUGGAUCGUAUAUCAGGACAACCGUGGCGUCAAUGCCACUUACUGGCGCGGAACCUUUUUUCGAGGAUGAGGCUAUUUCAGAACUGGGUAAUUCUUGGGAGGCCAACACCUUCGGCGGGAAAUUGACUCAGAUCCACGAUAAAAUAGCCAGCCAAUUUCACGAGCUAGCGUUAGGAAGCGUAGUAGGAGAUUAUCCUUCGUUUGCGAGUUUUGGAAAUGGUCAAUACGACUUGAGCGGAAAGCGGAAACGAAACCACCAAAAUUUUAAAUUGGGCGCAGGAGCAACAGCCGCUUAUUGGCCACUUUCAGGUAUUUAUAUCGAGAACUUACAGCAAGAAUCUUUCUGGCAAGCCCACGUAACCAAGUACGGGCCUGAUGCACUUCUCACACCUCGUGUUCUGGGGAAAUGGUACGAAAUGGACUACCCAUCUCCGUACCCCAGGUACAUACAAGCAGCAAGUUAUCCAACGGUCUAUAGAGCAGGAAUGUCAGCGUCGCAGGUUACGGAGGAAGUAGCGCGGCAAGCUUCCUACUUCAAAGCGCAAGUCGACGCGGAUCUGAAGAGGACACAACUAGUCUUCGACGAGCUAUUCAGAAAGGCAAGACUAUAUACAAACAUAACAGCACUUCAAGCAGCAGAUUUCAAAGCCCAGAUCGAAUUCUACAAUGAAGCUUGCACCAUGGCGGCCCGGCCAGCACGAUACAGCGUCGCAACCGACGCUUACGAUCUUCUCAACGCACUGCGGUUAUCUGAUUUCUUAAUCAUCAGGAUUAAGUCGUGCUUUACAAUGGGUGAAGGGGUCCCGAGAAUGGGAACCUCGAUUAGUGCGCGGAGGGCCUUUUUGAAUAUGGCGCUGGCUGAUGUCUUGCUUUUGGAGGGGGCGAAUCCGGGGGAUCAGGCGGUGGUGAAGUUGAGACAGGAUAUACAGCAGGCGAUUGCGGAUAAUAUUACGGAGUCUCAGCAGCCGCCGCCGGCUUCCUUGAUUUAGAGAGCGCGAGAAAGAGGAUUUGGAGGGGUAUUGCAUUGAGGUAUG